Molecule: messenger RNA, 1364 nt
Organism: Exaiptasia diaphana
Lineage: Eukaryota; Metazoa; Cnidaria; Anthozoa; Actiniaria; Aiptasiidae
Product: tetratricopeptide repeat protein 4-like
Molecular function (GO): Hsp90 protein binding
Source: RefSeq, a predicted model, not a curated record
GAGGAAAGAAAAAAAUGAAAACCGCUGCUGAGCUAGACGAAGAACUGGAUCAGUAUCUUGAUAAACUAAUGGCUAAAAAGAAGUCAAAGUACAAGGAUGGUCUUACCGAAGAAAAUUGGGAGCAGGAACUGGAAAAUAUACCUUUUUUCAGAACCAAACCUCUAGAAGAAGGCGAAGAAGUUAGCCCUGAAAUAGCUGCGCUUCAAGCCUUGAAAUUUGAAGAUGAAAACCCUACCGCACGAGCAGAAGCUUUUAAAGAGGAAGGCAACUACGAAUACAAAAAGAAGAAUUUCAAGAAAGCCAUUCUUGCUUAUACUGAAGGCAUCGUGUCAAAAAGCGAUGACAACAAUCUCAAUGCAAUUCUMUACACCAACAGAGCAACGGCUAAUUUUACAAUAGGAAAUCAUAGAUCUGCUCUCAAAGAUUCCCUUCAAGCUCGUAAACUGAAUCCAGAGUACAUGAAAGCCAUUGUCAGAGGUGCAAGUGCAAGCUUUAACAUUAAAUUGUAUGAACACACAAUACGAUGGUGUGAUGAUGGACUGAAGAUUGAACCUCAAAACACCAAACUUCAAUCUCUAAGAAAAGAUGCCGCKGUAGAGCAGGUUAGUKAGAGAUUCRACKUUUGAGUUUCUGUCUUAAUACUAAUUUGUACAGUUUUAAACUUGAAGAAAAAACAAGAAAGAGAYAGAAGAAAGGCAAAGCAAGUAAGACGAAAGAUGUAUGAAGAACGGUUUGCUAUAAUCAAAGAAAUUAAAGAACGGAACAUYCGUUGUGAUCAAGCAUCUCAAACACAAAUUGAAGAUGAAGAAGAUGAUGACAUUGAUGAGGAAGAACUCAUACUUAAGAAACGAUUUCUUGAACUUGACCUUGGUCCUUAUCAUCCCUCUGGUGCAACAGUGCAAAUAGAUGAAAACCACAAACUGUACUGGCCAGUGGUGUUUGUUUAUCCAGAAUACCAACAGUCAGACUUUAUUGCUGCAUUUUGUGAGGAUCAUUGUUUCAUGGAUCAUUUUGAAGUGAUGUUUGGUAAUGACUCGGCUCCAUGGGAUGAGGAAUUCAAAUAUGAACCAUACAAACUAGAGUGUUACUUUGAAGACCAAGAACGAAGCUGUCUGGUUCGCGUCCACAGUUCAACAACAUUAAAAGAAGUUCUCUCUGACAAAAGGUACAUAGUCCAUCGUGGCACUCCUUCCUUUUUAAUUCUCGUUCAAAAUYCUCAAUUUAGAGCAGACUUUCUCAAGAAAUAUUCUAAAUCCGAAUGAUCAAAACUAGGUAUUAAAAUAUAUUUUGUAAAUAAUAUUGAAUUUUUACUUGUAAUGUAAGAAUAAAACCACAUAUUGGCUAAUAAAAAUGCUGAAUACUAU